Molecule: messenger RNA, 1029 nt
Organism: Venustampulla echinocandica
Lineage: Eukaryota; Fungi; Ascomycota; Leotiomycetes; Helotiales; Pleuroascaceae
Product: NAD(P)-binding protein
Exons: 1
Coding region: 1-1029 (342 amino acids)
Source: RefSeq, a predicted model, not a curated record
AUGGCAAGCAAAGGAUCGGUUUUCUUGAUUGGCCCUGGCUUCAUUGGGCUCGAAAUUCUAGGGAAGCUUCUCCAUGAAGGAUACCAGGUUACGACACUCGUACGCCGAGAGGAAGCAAGGGCAAGCAUCGAGAAGCUUGGAUCCAGGACAAUACUUGGAACACUCGAUGAUGGUAACCUCAUACGUGAUAACGCUGCGGCUGCUGAUAUCACGAUACACGCGGCGACCGCUGACCACCAACCAUCAGUUGAUUCUGUCCUCAACGGAAUCGCAGAUCGCGCCAAGAGCGGAAAGAGUUCAAUCUACAUCCAUACCAGCGGGUGCAGUGAAAUCACUGACAAUUCCAACGGCGAAUAUGUCUGCGACAAGAUAUAUACUGAUGACACACCGAAAGAUAUUGAUGGCGUGGCUGACAACGCUCCGCAUCGAUCCAUCGACCUGGCAAUCCUCAAACGCCGCAAGGAACUUGGAGCCAAGGCGAAGAUCUCGAUUGUGUUUCCACCCUUAAUCUACGGCCUCGGUCAGCAAGGACGCCUUUCGAUUCAGCUCCCAACCAUGGCGCGCUUCGCGAUCAAGCACGGCUACGCAGGCUACGUCGGCAAAGGAAAGGCACUCUGGAGUCAUAUUCACGUAUCUGAUUUGGCACGGGGAUACAUGACCAUCCUACACUAUAUGGAAUCCACAGCCGGAGUGGAGGUUUUGCAGAAUCCAUAUUUCUUCAUCGAGAACGGAGAGGAAUAUUCAUGGGAGAGAUGUGCUGCGGAAAUUGGGAAGGCACUCUAUAAGGCAGGCAAAAUACAGGAUCCAAAACCCAAGGAGAUCACCCCGGAUCUGUAUAGCUAUAUCUUUGGGGAUUGGUCCAUUCCAGUCGUUGGUCAAAAUGCAAGAUGCCGCGCCAACAGGCUGCGUGCUCUCGGCUGGAAACCCUCAGCGAAGAAGACUUUCGAUUCUUUGGUGGAGGAUGAGUUAUCUAUCUUACUGGCUGAGAAGACUGACUUCGCGGGUUAUGCGGCUCCAGUAGCAUCUUAA